Molecule: messenger RNA, 2255 nt
Organism: Linum trigynum
Lineage: Eukaryota; Viridiplantae; Streptophyta; Magnoliopsida; Malpighiales; Linaceae
Source: the annotation of a GenBank genome assembly
CACCCUAGACAAUUAAAAUUCACUCUCAAAAUGGGUCAAUUCGAAACUCGCCGAACAAGACAAUUUGGUUCAAUUGUCUCAAAAGGAUCAAAUUGUUCCGUUACAAUUUCUCAUCCAAACAACCCUUUAAUAGUAUUUCGGAUUGACUCGAUUUUAAGAUAAUUACAAUUGACUGAAAUGAAGGUAAAUAAUUCAAAUUGAGACAUUUUAAAUGAUUUUUUUGUAAAAUAAAAAAAACUUAGCAAAUUAUCUCUGUUUUUUUAAUUCAUCUGUCCAAAUUCCAAACAAACAAUGGUUCAUGAAACCGUACCGGAAAAAUCAGCGAUAAGAUAUUUUAUGGUAAAAUCGUGAUUUAACCGUAGUUCAACUGUUAGUAUCGUUAAAUACCGUCUAUCAGUUUAGCCUCCAAUAUUGAUAUUUUGUGGUUGAACCGUCGGUACGGUACGGUUUCGUGGACGAUGAAAAAACCAUACACAUCAUAUAGUGGUCUCACUACUAAUUGUCCGGUAGAUGGCACGCCACCUGGAAGGUCACUGCAUCACCACGUUACUUCUGGGGAAUUGAUCUAGAUUCUAGACUUGUUCAUUCAUUCAUUCGUUCUAUUUUUUUUUUUUUGGCGGAAAUCGUUCUUCAACCUAAAACAAAAUCGACAGGAAUUAACCUCCUCCGACCUCCGGCAGUUCUCUUACCUCACUGCCUCCUCCUCGGAAAAAAAUGUACAGAACCAUGGCCAAGCAGCUGUUUCGUGGCGCAAGAAGCCGCGUCUCCGGCACCGAUGUCCGUCUCAGGUUCCCAAACCCUCACAGUGUAAUUUCUCGUCGCACCUUUUCCCCUUCUCCUACGCCUCAUAACUCCGGUGAAAAUCCAAUCCCUCGCGUGUAUGUCGAUCUACCCAACUCCUCGGAGUCGACCGCGUCUCCCUCAUCAUCAUCUUCUGCCGGAUCAUCUUCCACAUCAUCAUCAGCCGAGGAAGGUCGGCGCCAUACGAGGGAUCGACCCCGAGGGGAGUACCAAGACGAGCAAGCUCGAGUGCUUCAGUCCGCUCUUCGUCACGUGUUAACGCUUGGAUGGACUGAAGAUGCAAUGAUGGCUGGAGCAAGGGAUGUUGGGGUGUCUCCUUCAAUUGUCGGGUCUUUCCCUCGAAAAGAUGCAGCCUUAGUUGAGUAUUUCAUGGAUGAUUGCUUGGAGAAGCUUAUCGAUAGAAUUGACUCUGGACUGGAGUUAAGCAACUUGUCACCCAGUGGGCGUAUCUCCAAGCUUAUCAGGAUUCGUCUGGAACUGCAAGCUCCCUACAUAUCAAAAUGGCCUCAGGCCCUCAGCAUUCAGGCACACCCAUUGAAUUUCCCUACAAGUUUUAAGCAACGAGCAGCACUUAUUGAUGAGAUCUGGCAUGCCUCUGGCGAUGAUGGUCAUGACAUAGAUUGGUAUGUGAAGCGCACAGUCCUUGGAGGGAUAUACUCAACAACAGAGAUCUAUAUGCUAACUGAUAGCUCACCAGAAUUUCGCGAUACAUGGGCAUUCUUGGACGAUCGAGUGAGAGAUGCCUUCGAUCUGAAAAAGACCAUUCAAGAGGCAACAUAUUUGGCAGAAGCUGUUGGUGCUGGAAUGGGGAACUCGUUUCAAGGAUUUGUCAAGAAAGUUCUUCAACGGUGAAGCCUAUGGGGGACAUUUGAGUUGAUCACUCGAUCUUCCCUCUGUUUUGACAUCUCCAGCAUUAUGACUGAUGAAAUGCCACAUGUAGUGUGGAUUGCCCCCUUGAGUACAUGACUUGCUAUUGUCUUCCUUCUCUAUUUCUUCAUUAAUUUCUGGUACAAGGUUAUGUCAUCGAGUACAGUUGAAUGAUAAAAUACACAUCACACAAAGAAUAAGUAAUGUCUGUCGUGAGUUGUGUAAGAACGUAAAGGCUCACAGCCAGUUCAGUUUCGGCUGCAAAUUAGGACUCUGUUCCAUUAGGGCUCAAGAUUCAAGAUGUAAGCACUACUACUAAACCCAGAGGGUUUUGAGAUAUUUCAGUGUAUUUUCACUAAUUGCUGAUGGGUACUUCAAGUUCAACGGGCUGGGUGGAUAGUGUAUAUCUAUUAUUCUAUCUAUUAUUGGGUCGAUAGUGUAUAUCUAUUAUUCUAUCUAAAGUAGUUUGGAUUUUUUUCAUAUCUAUAGCCACAUAAGGAUUGAGUUGAAAAUUAAAAUCAUGCCCAUGCUCGUUCGGGUUUCGGGUAUCUAUUGUUAUCCAUGGGUAAUAAUCUAUCUUUAUAACU